UCAACAGCCAGAAGAAGAAGAAGUUCUAAACGAGCUGAUUCUUCUGUCGACUCUGUUUCAAAUGUCGAUACAAACUUCUGCAGAUUCCCGGAUUGUUAAGUCCAUCUUCCAACUUGUGCUUGUUAGUCUUCUAGUUUUAGGAUCCACAAGAUGGAUCCUUGAUGAACUCAAGAGCAACGAGAGUCGGAUAUUACAACUCUAUGGUUUCAGACAGAAAGACUCAGUGUUUGUUACCAAAGAGGAUCAGCUUGAUGAGAGCUGCAAUGUCUUUGAAGGACAAUGGGUUUGGGACAAUGUCUCUUACCCUCUUUAUACAGAGAAGAGUUGUCCGUAUUUGGUCAAACAAACAACAUGUCAACGAAACGGACGACCUGAUUCUUAUUAUCAGAAUUGGAGAUGGAAACCGAACUCAUGCGACUUGCCCAGGUUCGAUGCUCUGAAACUGUUGGACGUGUUGAGAGACAAAAGAGUGAUGUUCAUAGGAGACUCAGUGCAGAGAAGCACGUUCGAGUCAAUGGUCUGUAUGGUGCAAUCAGUAAUACCUGACAACAAGAAGUCUUUUCAUAGGAUUCCUCCUAUGAAGAUCUUCAAAGCUGAGGAAUACAAUGUAUCGAUCGAGUAUUACUGGGCACCUUUCAUCGUGGAAUCAGUUUCGGAUCAUGCAACUAAUCAUACAGUACACAAAAGGUUGGUUAACCUCGACGCCAUUGAAAAACAUAGCAAGAGUUGGGAAGGUGUCGAUGUUCUAGUCUUUGAGAGCUAUGUAUGGUGGAUGCAUCAACCUAAGAUCAAUGCAACGUUUGGAGAUGCCAGGGAAGUCAAAGAGUAUAAUGUGACGACUGCUUAUAGAAUGGCGUUAGAAACAUGGGCCAAGUGGUUAGUGACGAAGAUCAAUCCCGUUAAGCAAAGAGUUUUCUUCACGAGUAUGUCUCCAACACAUCUCUGGAGCUGGGAGUGGAAUCCAGGGAGCGAUGGAACCUGUUAUAAUGAGUUAUACCCAAUAGACCAACGGUCAUACUGGGGCACAGGGUCAAAUCAAGAAAUCAUGAAGAUAGUUGGAGAUAUUCUAAGCAAAGUUGGAGAACAUGUCACGUUCCUAAACAUUACGCAACUGUCAGAAUAUAGGAAAGAUGGACAUACGAGUGUGUAUGGAGAACGGAGAGGGAAGCUCUUGACUAAGGAACAGAGAGCUGAUCCGAAAAACUAUGGAGACUGCAUCCACUGGUGUUUGCCAGGUAUUCCUGAUACGUGGAAUGAGAUUCUCUACGCAUAUUUGCUACGCAGUCAUCGGAAUUCCUUCUGAUCCUUUCCC
Molecule: messenger RNA, 1312 nt
Organism: Eutrema salsugineum
Lineage: Eukaryota; Viridiplantae; Streptophyta; Magnoliopsida; Brassicales; Brassicaceae
Product: protein trichome birefringence-like 31
Exons: 5
Coding region: 62-1303 (413 amino acids)
Cellular component (GO): Golgi apparatus
Molecular function (GO): O-acetyltransferase activity
Source: RefSeq, a predicted model, not a curated record